AUGAAGUCGGCCACUGGCACCCGGAAGCCGUACAUCGGCAACACUCGCUCCCUCGUUAUCGCCCUCGACGUCGGCACGACAUUCAGCGGUGUCUCGUAUGCCAUCCUCGAGCCUGGCGAUGUUCCCAAGAUCCACGGUGUAACCCGGUUCCCCGGUCAAGAACAUGUCGCAGGCAACUCCAAGAUUCCUUCUAUAAUGUAUUAUGACUCUAAUGGCGAGAUGCGAGCGGCCGGCGCGGAGGCGGAGGGUGCCUCGGCCAUCGCACAGGCCGAGGACGAAGGCUGGAGCAAGGCCGAACUUUUUAAGCUCCGGCUGCGGCCCAAGACGAUGAAGCUGAAGAUGAACGGCAUGCGCCUAGCACCUCUGCCCCAUGGGAAGACCGCCGUCGAUGUCUUCGGCGACUUCUUGUCCUAUCUCUUCCGGUGUACGCGUUCCUUCAUCAUCGACACCCACGCGAACGGCGCCGGCCUCUGGCGUGCUGUUGAACCCGACAUCCAGCUCGUCCUUUCUCACCCCAACGGCUGGGAGGGCGCGCAACAAGCGAAGAUGCGCCGCGCCGCGGUCUACGGAGGACUCAUCACCGACACGGAUGAGGGUCGUGCGCGGAUACGUUUCGUGACGGAGGGCGAGGCGAGUUUGCACGCCUGUGUACUCAAUGGGCUCGCCGCGGACAACUCGUCCGGUCACGGGUUUAUCGUCGCCGACGCUGGUGGAGGAACACUCGACAUCAGCUCGUAUGCUAUCCGCGCAACUGCACCCCUUGUCAUCGAGGAGAUUGCCCCUCCAGACUGUGAGCGUUUGCGUGUAUUCGCUGGCUCCGUGUUUGUCAGUCGACGAGCGCGUGCGUUCUUUGAAGAAAAACUUCGGAACUCGAAGUACGGGACACCCGACUCUCUGGAGCACAUCACCAAGCGAUUCGACGAGACCACCAAACGCCUCUUCCGCGAGCAGAACACGCUACAAUUCGUCCCUUUCGGCUCUCCUCUCGACAAGGAUUUGAGCGCGGGCAUUCGUAGCGGGCAGCUCAAGUUGACCGGUGCCGAGGUCGCCGCACUCUUCGAGCCUUCAAUCGAGUCGGCGGUACUGUCGAUAAAGUCUCAGAUCGAAGCGUCGGGUGGAGCCGUCAAGUCUGUGUGGCUCGUGGGUGGUUUCGCCGCGAGCCCCUGGCUUUUCGCGCAGCUGCAAGAGCGUCUAACCCCUCAGCAAGUCACUGUGAGCCGACCUGACACUCAAACGUCGAAAGCAGUCGCCGACGGGGCAAUCGGCUUCUACUGUGAUCAUCAUGUCAAUGCCCGGAUCUCGAAGUUCGUGUACGGUGUCGAGUUCUUGCGGGAGUACGACUCGAAAGACGAAGAGCAUGUCUCUCGCAAGCACCGUCUCUUCGAAAUGCCCUCCGGCCCGCGCUUGCUCCCCGACGCCUUCGAUUGCAUCCUCGCUCGUGGGGUCAAGGUUAAGGAGUCCAACGUCUUCAGCCGCAAGUACUGCACGGAGGUCACCAGUCUCAACACACUCUCCGUCUUCGAAGUCGAGAUUUGGUGCUACCGUGGCAACGACGACAUCCCCAAAUGGAUCCAUCGGUCCUCCGACGACUUCUCCACGCUGUGCUACGUCCGCGCAGACCUGUCCCCGUUGUCGGGAAGUGCGCAGGCGAAGCAGAGCCGUAGCGGGAAGCAGUACUGGACGAUUGUGUUCAGCAUCGAGAUCCACUUCGGUCUAACAGAGUUCAAGGCACGCAUCAAGUGGGUCGACAACGGCAAGACGAAGUAG
Epithele typhae is the source of this 1767-nucleotide messenger RNA. RefSeq lists its product as uncharacterized. The transcript has 8 exons. The record is from RefSeq and is a predicted model, not a curated record. NCBI's taxonomy places the organism in Eukaryota, Fungi, Basidiomycota, Agaricomycetes, Polyporales, Epitheliaceae. Bases 1 to 1767 code for a protein of 588 amino acids.